Messenger RNA from Anastrepha obliqua, 4193 nucleotides. RefSeq names its product arf-GAP with coiled-coil, ANK repeat and PH domain-containing protein 2 (gene CenB1A). NCBI's taxonomy places the organism in Eukaryota, Metazoa, Arthropoda, Insecta, Diptera, Tephritidae. Bases 406 to 2901 code for a protein of 831 amino acids. The transcript is spliced from 11 exons. Gene Ontology annotation, cellular component: cytoplasm. The record is from RefSeq and is a predicted model, not a curated record. Gene Ontology annotation, molecular function: protein binding; GTPase activator activity.
CCAUCACUAACUAAUUCGCAAAAAGUCAACUGGGUGAAAGUGUCUGUUAUUACCUAGUCUCAGUCUGAAUUUAUUGAAAUUUUCAGAUGUUUAAGCAUUUAGAAAAUACUAUUCAACUAAAGUAUAUUUUAUAAGUAACAAAGUAUAGUAAAUAGCGAAAAAAAAGUGAAAAGAGCAUUUGAAAUGCAAAGCAUUAAAGAUCUAGGAAAAUCGCAAUUAUGUACGCGCAGAUAAAUCAUUGAAUGUGUAGUGUAGAUUUUUAUAUGACGAGUGUGAUAGAGCAACAGCUGAAAAGUGAAAUAAGUGGUCAAAUAAUUUGAGUACACAGGAAACAUAUAUUGCCAACCAAAGGGGUAACAGAGUGGUGCUAUAUUGAUCAAUUGCAAAUAGGAUAAUACGUGCAGGAUGCGUGCCACCAUAGAAUUUGAGGAGUGUCUGAAAGAUUCACCGCGGUUUAGACAAUUCAUUUCCAAAGAAGAAACUGAUAUUGAGCACUUGGAGCAACGUCUUGAGAAAAUAAUCAAAUACUGCACUGUAGCCGUGGACUCGGGCAAGGAGUACGUGAAGAAUCAGAGCGCCUUCGCCAUGUCCUUAUGGGAUUUGCAGCAGCAUUUCGCUGAUAAUAAGAACGCACACAACGCUUUGGGCAAACUGAUACACUGUUUUCAGGAAAUGAACAAGUUUCAUACCAUUUUGCUGGAUCAAGCGAGUCGCACGGUGCUGAAGAAUCUUAAAGUAUUCGUCAAGGACGACAUCAAUCAAGUUAAGGACUAUAAAGGACACUUUCUUAAAGUAUCGGAGGGUUACGACAAUGCGCUCAUAAAAAAUGCGCAGGCAAGCAAAAACCGGCCACAAGAAGUACAAGAGGCAGCUAACAUUUUGUCAGCUAGUAAAUCAUGCUUUCAACAUACCGCAUUAGAUUAUGUUAAUUAUAUAACUUUGGUACAAUCGCGUAAAGUUCCAUCGAUUUUAUCAACGCUCGUCGAUUAUUAUCAGGCUUGCGUUACCUACUAUCAUCAAGGUUUCGAUUUGUGCAACGAUUUUGAUGAAUUCUUCAAAAACAUAACAGAAGACUUGAAUUGUUUGCGUGGCGACUAUCAACAAUUGGAAAAAGCGAUGCAAAACCGUCAUCUGAGUGUGAACAAUUUUAGUGAUACAAAUACGAAUAGCACAUCAAAUAAAAUCGAAGGUUAUUUGUUCAAGAAAAAAUCGAAAGGAUUCAAAACGUGGUGCAGGCGCUGGUUCUAUUUGAGCAACAAUCAGCUAGUCUAUAGUGAUUUGGAUUCGAAUUGCAGAAAACGCAGUAAUGAGGAUUCAUUCUCCGUUAUGGAGGAGGAUUUACGCAUCUGCACAGUGCGUCCGGUUAACGAUGGCGAUCGACGAUUCUGUUUUGAAGUAAUUUCACCAACAAAGUCGCACAUUUUACAAGCAGACUCUGCGGAUAUGCUAUCGCUAUGGAUUACGGCGUUGCAAAAGAGCAUAGGCGCUGCUAUACAGCACGACAGUCAACAUUCCAGACCACAGUCGUCCUUGGCAACGAACGCAUUCAAUGCCAAGCGAAAAAUUCACUGGGAGCAAUUCCUUAAAAUUCCUGGUAAUUCACAAUGUUGCGAUUGUCGCGGCUCAGAUCCGCGCUGGGCUUCCAUCAAUCUGGGCAUUACACUGUGCAUUGAAUGCUCCGGUGUACAUCGCAGUUUGGGCGUGCACUACAGCAAGGUACGUUCGCUCACACUUGACGCCUGGGAGACGGAGAACGUGAAAGUGAUGAUGGAAUUGGGCAACAAUGUGGUUAAUCGCAUUUACGAGGCGCGCAUAGGCGAGAGUUGCGAAUUGAAGGCAGCCACGGAGAAUUGCGAUAUCAGUGUGCGUGAAGCGUGGAUUAAAGCGAAAUAUGUGGAGAAACGUUUCGUGUGUGCCAUGCCGAAACCGCAAGAGUUGCUCUCUAGCGAAACGGCGGAGGUGCUAUCCAUUGACAGUGGUGGAGGCGGAGGUGUCGGCGUUGGUGUUUGCGGCAACGGUAUUAGUGUGCUAGGUGUUGGUGAUGCUGAUGAAUCGCGUAGUCUGAGUAAGACGACAACACUAUCGUUGGGUGCACGAAAGUGGGCGGUCAAGAAAUAUCGCCGUCGUCGUCAUCGUGAUCGACAUCGUUCCAGUUCGAAGUCUGACGACGAUGAUGAGUCGAUAAAUCUUCCUUCACUAUCGUUGAGCAUUUCACGAGAGGAUUUAAUGCUAAUCGGUGAUGAUUUGGCGCUGGAAUCUGACGAAACACCAGCCAUAUUGGGUUCGGAUCAAGAGUCGACUGAUGGCGAAAUCGAACCGGAAAUAUUAGAUGAGGUGCCCUUCUCCAAACUCGAUGCGAAUCUCAUGUUGUACAAAGCGGCUGCGGUGCAUAAUUUACCCGUCAUGUGUAUGGCGUAUGCGUUGGGCGCCAACAAACACUGGAAGAAUCCAAACGAUCACAAUCGCACAUAUUUACAUCAGGCAGUGUUGUCGGGUUCCGUUAUGGCAUGUGAGUACUUAUUGUUGAAUGGUGUGCCCAUCGAUACGGCCGAUGACAAUGGCGAGACGGCGUUGCACAUGUCCACCGCCAGUGGUUUCAUAGCGCAGGUGUAUUUGUUGCUCAAGCACAAAGCCAAAUAUGACACCGAAUCGAAUGAUGGCAAAAAACCACUCGAUAUAGCGGUUGAUCAACGCAAUGCGGACAUCGUGACGCUUUUGCGUCUUACGCGUCUCAAUGACGAAAUCGGCAUGAACGACGAGGGCAAUGGCGAAGAUGAAACCUACAAGGAUGUUAUGAAAGACUUUUCCAAUUUUGCGUCGAGUCAACCGCGCAUGUUGCGCAAUCGCACCGACACCAAUACACUCGAAUCACAGCGGUCUUCCCUCACCAACUCGGAUUAAUUCGAAUGAGCGUCAACUGCAUACAAACAUACAUACACACAUAUAUGAAUGCGUGUGUGUGUGUGUGUGUCGAUGACAAAUAAACAAAAAAGAAUAUCUAAUCAAAUUGCAAGCGAACGUAAACACGAGGUGCAUACAAAAACUACAAUUAAAAGGAAAAAAGAAAAUAAUAUAAAAAACAAAAAACAAAAAAAAAACAGUUAGCCGCUUUUGGUGUAUACAUACAUACAUAUAUACUAGACAUGCAAAAAUUUAAAUUACUGAACCUACCACAAAAUGUGACUGUCUACAUAUGGACGUGCGUCGUUGAGCACAAUAUAUUGAAGUAUUUUGAAUAUUUGUACCUACUAUAUUACGUAUACAUAUACAUAUACAAACAUAUUUAGCACAUGCAUACAUACAUACAUAUUUCGCAUGCCCGUACAUGCUGCGCUGUUGUACACCAACCAAAAACAAAACAAGCAACAAAAAAAAAGCACACAAACAAAAAAUUUAAAAUAUGAAUUUAGUCGAUUUUUAUAUUUCGUGUACUGUUUCGUCGAAAGUUGACUUGUUUAAAGUGUUGGGGGGGAAUGAAAUAUGAAUGUGUUUUAAAAAGAUUUUGCCAAAAUUGUUGGUUAUUAUUAUUGUUUUAGAGAUGUGAAACUCGUAAUCUCUACUGUUCAUUGUUAUUCUCAGAAAAACUAUUGUAUUUGUUGCAUUGCCAUUGAGUGGUUUUCCCGAAUUGUUUUGUAUUAUGCAUUUACUCUGAAACGCUUGUGUAGUCUUGUUUGAAAAAAAAAAAACUCGUAUGUUUUAUUCAAAGAAUAGAGAAAAUUAACUCUAGAAAAACUAAAGUAUUUAUAAAAGCAUUCAAGAAAUCACAUUUUUCUUACUUCCACUAAUUAAGUUAAACAUUUAUAAAUUUAAUUUUUUUUUUUAAUUUUUUUUUUCUAAAUAAGACAAUUUAAAAUAUAUUAGAUGUUUGUUGCGGUAGAAGAGUUGUGUGAGCGCCGAAUUUUCAAAUUUACAAUUUUGCAUUGUUGUACGAAUAGUUAGUUAGGAAUUCGCCUAAGCUACCUAAAUACUUAUACAAAUACAUACAUAAAAGUAAAUGUUUCAAAUAUAUUGUAAUGUGCAUAUUGAUAAUGUUUAGUUAUUUAUAUACAAUUUAACGUUUUAACAGCUUCUGUGAACAAUUUGUUAAUCGUACACAAGUGUGUGUGUGUGUAUAUGUUGCAAAACAUAUACAAAAUAUCAAGUCUACAUAAAGGAUUACCUAAAUAGAAAAAAAUGCAUAUUUAUUGAACACU